This is a messenger RNA of Talaromyces amestolkiae, 966 nucleotides long. RefSeq lists its product as uncharacterized. The record is from RefSeq and is a predicted model, not a curated record. The transcript is spliced from 2 exons. The coding region runs from base 1 to 966 and encodes 321 amino acids. NCBI's taxonomy places the organism in Eukaryota, Fungi, Ascomycota, Eurotiomycetes, Eurotiales, Trichocomaceae.
AUGAUCAUGACGAGAUCUGGAAUCACCGAGGACCAGGACCGAAUUUUGCAAACAUCAAAAGACUACCAGAUUCUCACAAACUUUGUAAAUCGGUCUUCAAGAAUCUCCCUCGCCUUGUGGUCAAAUCUAACGUUUGACUCAGGUUUGAUCAUCCAGGAUGACACAGUACAAGAUGACGACUAUGGUCAGGCUUUUCUGCCUCUCUCGAAGAUUAGUUUCAAACUAUAUCAGCUCGAAUUUAUACGGCACGAGUACCAAGAGUACUUGUCACGAGAGGCUAUCAGGAAGCACUUUGAAGAUAGCAGGGAAAGGAGACUGCAAAUCGCACGAGGAAAUGAACCAAAGCAGAUGAUACAGCCGAUGCGGCCGCGAACCGAUUUCGCUGUUGACGCUCAUCAACUAUUCAUUGAGAAGACAAAGAGUUACUCCGAAUCGAUCCUUGACCUUUAUGUGAAAUCAAAGAUGUUUGCGAGCUUUGAUGACAUGGAUUCAUUUUUAGCCGAAGGAAAGAUCUGCAUCGAUAGUCCGGCUGAGCCGCAAAGAGAAGGCAAUCUACUCGUUCGUAUACGCGCGCUUGAGGGCUUAACUACCAUGGAUAGAGUGCUCGUUGCUACUCGAUCUUAUGCCAACUUCCAAAAGUACUCAUUCGGAGACGAAUUGGCGCGUUCGAUUCGUUACAUCAAUCUGGAACUUGAUGAAGAUGUGAUAUUGGAUUGUGGAAAAGUUUCAAGUGAGAGUACUGUCGAGUUGAUCUUUUACGAUGAAAAUGGAGAUGAAACAGACAAAUACCCCGUUGGUUCUCUCUGGCUCCCUGUCAUUGAUGUUCUCAACUAUAAUAUCAACGAUUCUGGCAACCCUCAGCAGCAUACCUCUACAAACGUUGAUUCUUGGUUCGCGAUAACCCCUGCAGGGAGAGUUAAUCUGAUAAUUGAUUAUGGUAAGACAGCAUGGAACAGCGAACAUUAA